AAACGUAGCAUUAACUUGUCGGCAUCAUAUGCCCUUAUCCCCGAUGCACGCCUAUCAGAAGAUAUAACACCAUAUGGGUAUGAAAUAGAUUUGCGUCCCAAUAUUGACGAUAAUUCGUUUUCGGGACAUGUAAAAAUUAACUUACGUUGGGGCGUACCUACCCGAAAAAUUUCUUUACAUGCACACUAUGAUUUACAAAUAAUAGAGCGAUCUAUACGGCUCUCCAAAAUAACUUCGAAUAAUGGGUAAGGUAAUUUAUUGAAAAUACUUCGGGGCGAUCGCUUGCCAAAGAAAACUGUAUUUGUUGUCUAUCUGAAGGAUACCUUAAAGGAAUGUCCUCACUGUGAAUUAAGCAUGGACUUUGAAGGCGGAAUUUGGAAUACUAACGAUGGCAUGUUCAAAGGUUCAUACAUCACUUCAGAUAAAAGAGAACAUUUUUAUCUGGCUACUUUUAUGAGGCCGAAUAAUGCUCGCAGACUAUUUCCCUGCUUAGAUGAACCUGGAUUCAAGGUUCCAUUCAAUGUAUCUAUUUCGAGGCCAAGGAACUAUAUCACCCUAUUUAAUACCCCUCUACUUCGGACCGAAGAACUGAAAGCUGAUUCGGAUUAUGUCCUGGAUUAUUUUGAAAUCACUCCACCAAUGUCUACAUUUACCUUUGGCUUUGUGAUGACUACGUUGGAUAAAUAUGAACCCAAAAAUAACAACAAUAAUAUACCUAAAAUAAAUAUUUGGGCAACGAAAGAUUUACAGAAUGAUUUGGAAGGCGUCUAUUCAAAACUUCUCACCAUAUACAAUCACUUGGAAGAAUAUUUCAAUUCAUCGUUGCCACUGAAAAAAAUUGAUGUAAUUGCAAUACCAGGACUUUCGUUGAUGCAACCGGCAGACAAUUGGGGCCUUAUAAUGUUCAAAGAGCGCGAACUUCUUCAACCCGGCUAUUAUCACUUGGCACAAGAAUUGAUUUAUCAAUGGCUAGGGUCGUGGGUUACGCCCUAUUGGUGGGAUGAUGCUCAUGUAAACAAGGCUCUUGCGAGUUUUUUGGCCGCGAAUGCAGUUUUCGAGAUUGACAAUGGGAAAGAAUUCAAUGGAAAAUACCCAAUGACUAUUUUGUACUCCCUUUACUAUGAAUUUAGUAAGAGAUAUCCACACUCGCGCAUUACUGGCAUGAAACAAGAAACAACUUCAUAUAAAACUGAACUAGUCAUGAGAAUGCUAAACUACACAUUAGGUGAUAAUUUGUUCCGAGAGGGAAUACGGAAAUUUAUAGAUGAAAAUAAAUUCGGAACAUUUCGAGAACAUGAAUUGUGGGACACGCUUACUAAACAGUCAGUCCUUGAUAAUACUCUGCCACCGGGAUAUAACAUAUCCGAAAUAGUGCGGUCAUGGGUCAUUAAGGAUCGCUUACCUGUCGUAAACGUUCAGCGAAAUUAUGGCGAUAGAACUGCCCUUGUAACACAAAAGAUCUACUUGAGGGAACGACCCCACGACGUCCCGGAAAAAGAUAAAAUGCUAUGGUGGAUUCCACUUGUAGUCGCACAAGAAAACGAUUUAAAUUUCUCGAGUACGAAACCAGUAAAGUGGCUUGCAAACACGAAGACACAACAAUUGGAGGAUUUGCCAACUGACGACGAAUUUAUUAUAGUUAAUCCUGAGGAAAUAGGCCCUUUCCCUGUAAACUACGAUACGAAAAACUGGAACUUACUGGCAGAAUUUUUGCAGACAAGAAGAGGCCUCAGUGUUAUUCCUACGUAUACAAGAGCAAAACUAUUACAUGAUGCUUGGAAUUUGGCAUAUGCCGGAGAUCUAAAUUUCGCAACGGCAUUGAACAUGACUCUUUUCAUGAAGCUGGAACGUAAUCACAUUGUGUGGAAUCCUGUAUUUACUUUUAUAGACCAUAUUGGGAGACACAUCGAUAUUUCAAAAAUUCAUGAAACGUUUGAGGAAUACGUUAUACACCUAUUGACACCAUUAUAUAUUGAAACGAGUGGAUCUAAUACAUCCGAUCAGUCCUUGUCUGAUUUGAAAUCUAUGGCUGAAACGUUUCUCUGUCGUGCGGGAUACAAACCGUGUAUACUAGAAGCACGAGAAUCAUUUAAACUGUGGAUGGAUAGUGUCAACCCUGAUGAGAAGAUAAUGGUGCCGAAUAAAUUUCUAUGUCCAGUAUUUAAAUGGGGUUCAAUGGAAGAAUGGCAGUUCGGCUUGAGACGUGUAAUUAACUUUCCAAAAUCACGAACACAAAGCGAAAGAACGUAUUUGUUAAAAAACCUAGCAGGUUGUCCUGUACAUUCCGAAAAAAUUUUGCAACUCCUAAAUAUUACGAUCAUCGAGAGAAAUACGAAUUUCACGGAAAACGAUAUAUUUCUAAUAUUCAAUAUGCUCAGCGGUGGAUCAUGCGGCUAUAGAACUCUGUUUAACUUUUUGGCAGACAACUGGGCCCUUAUUAGACAGAGGUUUGAAAACAAAACUAAUUUAUGGGAUAGUUUAGUGGGUGCAGCCACUGGCAUGUUCACAACGGAAGAGGGAUAUGAAAUGGUCAGAAAGCUAUAUGAUGACCAUAAAAACGAAUUUGGCAGUGCGUUACACAUAAUCGAAAAAUCCAUGAGAAAUAUUAAAGAAGAAUCCAAAUGGAGUGAAAUAAAUCUCCCUGUCAUAGAAAGGUGGUUAACUAAAUAUUUGGAAAAAGCGAUCAUCAAAGAUAAGUCCGCUUUGUCUACCUGGAAUGAUUUGGAUAAGUUUCUUACAGAACGUAUCCAAACCAUUACUUGCCUACGUGACAUUCGUGGUAUUGACAACGUCAAUCAAUCAAGUAAAAAAAGGGGUAGAUGUGGUAUUGUGGAACCAUGGUCGUUUGGUGACUUCAGGGAAGAUUGUGAAGUCGUGAGUUAUAUGGUUAAUUGCGUCAGAGAUAGUCAAGGGUGUCUCAAUCUGCGAGCCAAUCUCUCUCGCCAUUCUUGCGGCUUGAUCAACUGUUUCAUUAAGUGGGAUACUACAGUGCCCCGGGAUAUGAUGCAAUUCAAUCUCCUCAAAGUGUUCCGAAGCUAG
Messenger RNA from Musca vetustissima, 3039 nucleotides. Its product is annotated as aminopeptidase N. The record is from RefSeq and is a predicted model, not a curated record. Gene Ontology annotation, biological process: proteolysis; peptide catabolic process. Gene Ontology annotation, cellular component: cytoplasm. NCBI's taxonomy places the organism in Eukaryota, Metazoa, Arthropoda, Insecta, Diptera, Muscidae. The transcript has 14 exons. The annotation marks the transcript as partial. Gene Ontology annotation, molecular function: peptide binding; metalloaminopeptidase activity; zinc ion binding.